AUGCUGAGCCUGGACGACACGUGGAUGCCCCCGCCUAUCACCAACAACACCAACGAGUUCAAGUUCGUGAACUGCGUCGAGCCGGGAUGUGCUAGUACGUCGGCAUUCUCGGAGUACGGGGCAAUGACCCUCAGGGCCGGGUACAACACCUGCACCAUGCACACCACGCAGGACACCAUCAAGUCCAGGGUCGAGAACAUAGUCGUGUCCCCCAACACCACGUUCAUCUUCUACGCCCUCGAGGUGACAAACACCAACGAGAUCGACCAGCUUUCGGCCAUCACCAGCACGGGGGACCACAUCGACCUGGUCGUGAAGACCACUACGAGGAAGAACAACAGCCCCAUCAUCGGGAAGUUCCCGCCCUUGGUCUACAUGAUCAUGGCAACCGAGCCCGCCACGGCCAUGAGGGCCUUCAUCGAGUGGGUGCGCAACAUACACAGGAGAAGCUCCAGGGGCAACGGAACCGAGUCGGACGUCGUGCUGGUGGCCCACAACGGCAUGAACCACGACCACGUGCUACUCUUGAAGACGAUGCUGGUUUGGGGCAUCAACCCUCCCAAGUGGAAGUUCGCGGACUCGUUGCCGAUCUUCAAGCUGGUGACGGCCCCGGGGGAGACCGCCAGCCUGGACGUGUUGGCCAACGAGUACGCGCCCUGGUUCCAGCACAUCCACCACGAUGGUCUCAGCGACGCCACCGCCAUCAUGCACGUGGUCACGAAGAGUGUUCCCAACUGGCAGAUGGCCUGCUUGGCGUUCAGCACGCCCUGUGACGACUACACCACAUCGGUGGGCCUCAACACCCUCAGGGCCAGGUCGCCGCUGCCGUUCCCGGACUGA
Molecule: messenger RNA, 840 nt
Organism: Purpureocillium takamizusanense
Lineage: Eukaryota; Fungi; Ascomycota; Sordariomycetes; Hypocreales; Ophiocordycipitaceae
Exons: 1
Coding region: 1-840 (279 amino acids)
Molecular function (GO): nucleic acid binding
Source: RefSeq, a predicted model, not a curated record